CCUACAAGGGCGCGGGGACCCACAACGGCAGCUGUCCCCAAAGAACUGAAAUUGAGGAUUGAAGUAACAGAGUGCCCGGAUUUUCUGUGCGUGGUUUAGGUAGAGGACGAAGUUUUCGCUUCAGGCUACGGGGUGUUUUGUAGGCGCUCAAGGGAUUGAGGCUCUUCCUGCUUUAGAGAAGAUGCCCCCGAAACAGCCUCCUCGUAAGCAGAGCAUCAGUGUGGGCAGAGGAACCAGGAAGAGAGAUGAAGAUUUGGGGACCGAUGUGGGAGAAGGGGCAGAUGAAUGGACCCAGUCCAAAAUCACGGUCAGACCCCCUGACCAGCUGGAGUUGACUGAUGCGGAGCUAAAGGAGGAGUUCACUCGGAUACUGACGGCCAACAACCCCCACGCACCCCAGAACAUCGUCAGGUACAGCUUCAAAGAAGGCACAUAUAAGCUUAUUGGCUUUGUGAGCCAACUGGCAGUUCACUUCAGUCAGGUUGGGAACCUGAUCCCCAAAGACUCAGAUGAAGGACGACGGCAGCACUAUCGCGCUGAGUUAGUGGCAGGUUCUCAGGAGUCUGCCAAGGUGGUGCUUUCAGAAGCAGAAAUCCUUGAAGAAGAAGAAGAGCCCAAGGAAGCUGAAGCUGGGAGUCAAACAGAUAUGCCUGCAGCUGAGACAACUGAAAAAGUGACUGAAGAAGAAUUGAUGGCUCCUAAGCAGCCCAAGGAGCAGAAGCUCACCAACCAGUUCAAUUUCAGUGAGAGGGCCUCCCAGACCUUCAACAACCCUCUCCGGGACCGAGAAUGCCAAACGGAGCCUCCUCCCAGGACAAACUUUUCAGCCACAGCCAAUCAGUGGGAGAUCUAUGAUGCCUGCAUAGAGGAGCUGGAGAAGCAGGAAAAGACGAAAGAAAAGGAGAAGACCAAGACCCCAGUGGCUAAAAAAACAGGGAAGAUGGCCACGAGGAAGCUGACAUCUAUGGAGUCCCAGAGUGACGACAUCACCAAAGUGGCCCAAGCUGCUAAAAUAGUGGAGCGAAUGGUCAACCAGAACACAUAUGACGAUGUUGCUCAAGAUUUUAAGUACUAUGAGGACCCUGCGGAUGAAUACCGGGACCAGGAGGGUACGCUGCUGCCACUCUGGAAGUUCCAAAACGACAAAGCCAAGCGCCUGGCCGUCACCGCCCUCUGCUGGAACCCAAAGUACAAGGAUCUGUUUGCAGUGGGACAUGGCUCCUAUGACUUCAUGAAGCAGAGCCGGGGCAUGCUGCUGCUUUACAGCAUGAAGAACCCCAGCUUCCCCGAAUACAUCUUCAGCAGUGAGAGUGGCAUCAUGUGUCUUGACAUGCAUGUGGACCACCCCUACCUGGUGGUGGUGGGCUACUAUGACGGCAAUGUGGCCAUUUACAAUCUCAAGAAGCCCCACUCCCAGCCCUCCUUCCGCAGCUCAGCCAAGUCUGGCAAGCACACGGACCCUGUGUGGCAGGUCAAGUGGCAGAAGGAUGACAUGGACCACAACCUUAACUUCUUCUCUGUGUCAUCUGAUGGCAGGAUUGUGUCUUGGACGCUCGUGAAGAGUGAGCUGGUUCACACGGAUGUCAUCAAGCUGAAAGUGGAGGGCAACACCACGGAGGGUCUCGAGGGGCUGCAGCUACACACAGUAGGCUGUGGCACUGCCUUUGACUUCCACAAAGAGAUCGACCACAUGUUCCUAGUGGGCACAGAGGAGGGAAAAAUCUACAAGUGCUCUAAAUCCUACUCCAGCCAAUUCCUCGAUACCUAUGAUGCCCACAACAUGGCAGUGGAUGCUGUGUCCUGGAACCCAUACCACACCAAGGUCUUCAUAUCCUGCAGCUCUGACUGGACAGUGAAGAUCUGGGACCACACCAUCAAGACCCCAAUGUUCAUCUAUGACCUGAACUCAGCUGUGGGUGAUGUGGCCUGGGCACCAUACUCUUCUACUGUGUUUGCAGCGGUCACCACCAAUGGGAAGGCCCACGUGUUUGACUUGGCCAUCAACAAGUACGAGGCUAUCUGUAACCAGCCUGUGGUGGCCAAAAAGAAGAACAAGAUUACCCACGUGCAGUUCAAUCCCAUCCACCCCAUCAUCAUUGUGGGCGAUGACCGUGGGCACAUCACUUGCCUCAAGCUCUCACCCAAUUUGCGCAAGAUGCCCAAGGAAAAGAAGGGGCAGGAAGUACAGAAGGGUCCAGCUGUGGAGAUCGCAAAAUUGGACAAACUGCUGAACCUGGUGAGGGAAGUGAAAACGAAGACCUGAGGGCCUGGCCUCAGUCCCCAUCCCAUUUCUUGAACUUGCAGCCCCUGACCCUGUUACCCAUCCCAACCUUAGCACCCAGCAUGUGACCCCAGCUUCUUCCCUUAGCACGUUACUUUAGGACUUAGUCCUCAACCACCAUUACUCCCUUCCACUUUGCACAAAUAAACCUGUCAGAAAGUCCA
Messenger RNA from Choloepus didactylus (southern two-toed sloth), 2445 nucleotides. It is a transcript of the gene DNAI1, whose product is annotated as dynein axonemal intermediate chain 1. The record is from RefSeq and is a predicted model, not a curated record. Gene Ontology annotation, molecular function: dynein heavy chain binding; dynein light chain binding. Gene Ontology annotation, biological process: outer dynein arm assembly; cilium movement. NCBI's taxonomy places the organism in Eukaryota, Metazoa, Chordata, Mammalia, Pilosa, Megalonychidae. Gene Ontology annotation, cellular component: outer dynein arm. The transcript is spliced from 20 exons. Bases 182 to 2263 code for a protein of 693 amino acids.